Carassius auratus (goldfish) is the source of this 690-nucleotide messenger RNA. RefSeq names its product E3 ubiquitin/ISG15 ligase TRIM25-like. The annotation marks the transcript as partial. Lineage: Eukaryota; Metazoa; Chordata; Actinopteri; Cypriniformes; Cyprinidae. The transcript is spliced from 2 exons. The record is from RefSeq and is a predicted model, not a curated record. Gene Ontology annotation, molecular function: zinc ion binding.
AAGAGAAACCGAAGUGUAGUUGAGCUCUUGUAUGUUUGAAUCUCUCUGUAUUUCUACAGUAAAAUGGCAGGAGCCAGAUUUUCUCAGGAAGACUUCUCGUGUCCCUUGUGUCUGGAUCUCCUGAAGGAUCCAGUGACUAUCCAGUGUGGACACAGUUACUGUAUGAGCUGCAUUACAGACUGCUGGAAUACGGAGGAACAGAAGAGAGUCUACAGCUGCCCUCAGUGCAGAAAGACCUUCAGUCCAAGACCUGCUUUAUGUAAGAAUGUGGUGUUUGCUGGAAUGGUGGAGAAACUGAAGAAGAGGAAACGUCCUGCUGACUGUUACGCUGGAGCUGGAGAUGUGCAGUGUGACGUCUGUACUGGAAGAAAACACAAAGCUGCCAAGUCCUGUCUGAUGUGUCUGAACUCUUACUGUCAGAAUCACCUUGAACAACAUGAGAGUUGGUUUAAAGGAAAGAAACACAGUUUGACUGAUGCCACUGGACGACUGCAGGAGAUGAUCUGCAAGAAACAUGAGAAGCCCCUUGAGGUUUUCUGUCGCACUGAUCAGAAAUGUAUAUGUGUGCUGUGCAUGGAUGAACAUAAAAACCACAGCACUUUAUCAGCUGCAGCGCACAGGACAGAAAAACAGAAACAGCUGAAGAAGAUGCAGAAGACGCUCCAGCAGAGAAUCCAGCAGAGAGAGAAA